GCAUGCAACACUUAUCAUUGAAUCCACAUACAGAUUUAUAUUUAAAGCAGGCAGCAUCACGAUCUUGUUUAAGUGAUUAAAAAGUCAUCAAAUCUCCGGUCAGUAACGGAACAGUUCUCUAAGCGAUGGGUCUUUCUACACACAUUCUGGACACCAGCCGGGGAAAGCCGGCACCAAACGUAGCGAUCAGCUUGUAUCGCGCCGGUAUCGAUAGAUCAGUUGAUUCGUGGGCCAAACUGGGACAAGGAGCCACCGAUAAUGACGGUCGCUAUAGGGGGUUCUUUGAAAGUAACCCGGCAGAGUUUACCAGUGGAGUGUACAAACUUCGUUUCCAGGUUGGCCAGUACUACCAACAACUGAAGGUGGAAACACUUUAUCCUUAUGUUGAGAUUGUUUUCGAAAUCAAGGAUGCAAGUCAACACUACCACAUACCGUUGCUACUGAACCCAUUCGGAUAUUCAACAUAUAGAGGAUCAUAAGUUUUAAAAGCAUUUUUUUUAAUUAAAAAAUACGUUUCACAAAAUUAAACUUUAACAACGGCUUUUCCUGUGUUCUCACCCGUAAGCAUUCCAAUAAAGGCCUUUGGCAUAUUUUCGAAACCAUCA
Uranotaenia lowii is the source of this 605-nucleotide messenger RNA. Its product is annotated as 5-hydroxyisourate hydrolase. Lineage: Eukaryota; Metazoa; Arthropoda; Insecta; Diptera; Culicidae. Gene Ontology annotation, biological process: purine nucleobase metabolic process. The record is from RefSeq and is a predicted model, not a curated record. Bases 126 to 479 code for a protein of 117 amino acids. The transcript has 2 exons. Gene Ontology annotation, molecular function: hydroxyisourate hydrolase activity.